AUGAGUCGUUAUCUCACCCCUGGGAAAAUCACCUUGAUGGUGGUUGCUUUGCUCUAUGCAGAGGAUCUUGUGCCAACAUCUGAAGCCACGACGGUAUUGGCCCUUCUCCUCAAUCAGAUUUUACCUGCUGGUAAACCACUCGCCUUGGAAGGGGAGCAACCGGAGUUCGAGCAUGCCAUUCCGACAUCAAUUUUCGAAUCUACUCUCGCCAACCGUCCGUCUGCAAGACCAGGAAGAUCUCUGUACGAUCUCUUGCUGAAGCGAUUGUGGACCAUCGACUGCUCUCAUGCCCUCGAUGCCUUUAUCUCUAACCUCCCAUGUCUUCUGACUAAGUCGAGAGAGCAACUCUUAAGGGAAAGGGAAACCGGAGAAGAAUCCGAUCAAAUCCACGGCCGCAUUCUCCGUACUUCCCCGUUAGGUGCUUUUAUUCGUCGUUGUCAUCUGGAAUACACGAGACUGCAAUUCCAGGACUGCCUUACCCUAUGGCAGGACUUUAUCUUGUACAGACUUCCUACCCGUCAGGCGUACGACAAGAAAAAUCCUCACGAUGGAAAAACUGCACUCGACGUCAACCUGACCGAUAUGGGUAUUGAUGUAUCCCACCCUCUCACGCAAUUAAUAUAUGGAAGGCUCGCUGAAAAUGAACAAAAGCAUCAUGGAGCUUUUAGCAUGUACGAUGUCGAAAAGCUAAUGGAAUUUCAAGUAUCCGAGCUGCAACGACUUGGGGGCAGACUGCCAGACGGAAUGAAAACAAAACUCAAUCACAUGUCUAGAGCGGGCACCAUCAUUCCGAAGCUGGGACACUACUUGAACUUUCUCGAUUCAUGGCGAGCAGGAGAUUAUUCGUCGGCGUUCGACAACUUACAUCGAUAUUUUGAUUAUGCCAUGCAAAGCAGAGAGCGAGCUUUCUAUCAAUAUGCAUUGCUCAAUCUUGCCAUUCUCCAGGCCGACUUUGGUUGUCAUGCGGAGGCCCUUUCUGCCAUGCAAGAAGCAAUCGCCACAGCUCGAGAAAACAAAGAUAUACCCUGUUUGAAUUUCUGUAUGAGCUGGGUGUAUCAUUUUGGACGAUCAUUUCCGGCUGAAACGAAUGCUGUCCGUGACAGUGGCAUCCUCGGCAGCGAGGUCGAGGGGCUGGCCUUUCUCAAAUCCAGAGCGAAGGAUGCGGAAAUGUGGAGUCUCUUGAGCACCACUCUUUUGAGCGAAGCAAAACUCGGUCUUCAGCAUGGAGACAGCGUUGCAACAGUCUUCGAAAAUAUUGCCAAAGCGUCACAUCUCAACAUUAUCAGGUCGGCGCAGAGCAUCACGGGGCCGACGCUGCUGAUGAAAAGUGCUGCGUAUGGCAGGGUUGGGCUCACUCAUCUAGCCUGGUGGUGUGGACAGGCUUUUCUUCUAUGCCAUGUCAAAGAUGCGCCACUCGAAGACUUGCUGAAAUGUAGUUGCAGAAUCGCAAGCCUUCUUGUUCAACAAGGGCGAUACGCCGAAGCCGACGAGAUGCUCAAGAAUGUUCCAGCACAUGUUCUACGCGUGUUAAAGUUCCAGAACUAUUUAGCGUUCUACACGGGCCUGUUGAAAGUGCGUAGGUAUCUGCAUCGGGAUGACCUAGACGCUGCCGAACACUUGGUCGAUCGACUAAGAGGACAAGGAACGCCAGAUAUCGAAACGGCAUUUGCUCUGUCAGUGCUGGAGAUUGAGCUUCUGAUGCGGAGACGCGUUCUCGAUAAGGCUCUCGAGUCUAUUAAAUUGCUGUCGCAAAGGGCAAACGGUGAGAUCAAUGACGUCGCUGUUCAUACUCGGCUGUUGGUUCUCAAGGCUAGGAUUCUGGCUGAAAGCGGCCAUCCACUGAAAGGCUUUACUCUCGUGACGCGGGCAGCUCAGAUUGCAUAUCGCGGAAGGGUUUUGCCUUUGCUGUGGGAAUCAAUUGGAACACUUGCCACUAUUCUCAACGAUAUGCGAGAAUUCCACGCCGCCGAUGAUUUACUCGUGUCUAUCAUGCCCCAGGUGCUUGAGUGUCAAGACUGUGGUCUUGCAGCUCGAUCUUAUUCCACCCUCGCGGAUGCCAAUAUGGGUUUGGCUGGUGCGGAAGUGGAUAAAUCGACGAAGCAGAAGGAGUUUAUCAGCAGAGCUAUGGAAAAUAUUGACCAUGCAUACGUGCAAUUCAGAUAUGUGGAGGACUUGAGAGGUCAGCUCGAAAUGUUGAAGAAGAAGGCCACCAUCAUGCACUGGCGAGGUGAUCUGGUGUUGGCUAACGAUAUUGCGACUCAAUAUCUUGAGCUUCAGAGACAAUAUGAAUCUCAGCGCGUUUAA
Messenger RNA from Rhinocladiella mackenziei CBS 650.93, 2304 nucleotides. RefSeq lists its product as uncharacterized. Lineage: Eukaryota; Fungi; Ascomycota; Eurotiomycetes; Chaetothyriales; Herpotrichiellaceae. Bases 1 to 2304 code for a protein of 767 amino acids. Gene Ontology annotation, molecular function: protein binding. Gene Ontology annotation, biological process: positive regulation of mitotic metaphase/anaphase transition; protein K11-linked ubiquitination; anaphase-promoting complex-dependent catabolic process. The record is from RefSeq and is a predicted model, not a curated record. Gene Ontology annotation, cellular component: anaphase-promoting complex. The transcript has a single exon.